UCAUCAUGGACGUCGUUUGUUGAGUUGCGGCGUUUAGUAUAUAAGAAAAAUGUGUUUUAAACUAUAAAUCUCAAGUUUUAUCUUAUUGUGGUAAUAUAGAAAAUGGUAACGGUUGCCGACGAUUUAGAUUCUUUGUCUUUGCAAGAGCCAAUUUUCAAGGAUGUCAAGUAUUACCUCUCUGGCGAUGUGUCCGACAGGAUCAUGUUGCUCCUGCAAUCUGGCGGAGCCGAGAAUACAAAGUACUUCUCAGACUAUGUUACUCAUUUAAUCUGUGGCCAAAAUGCGGCGGACACAGACCUCGAUGACGCUCAAGAUAUUUAUCAGAUACCUGCUGUGACCGAGUACUGGGUGUUGGCGUGCGUCAGGUUGCGGAGACUUGCCAAUCCCAAGCCCUACAGUCCUAACAGAAAUAAGAUAUUUUCAAAUGUGACUGCCUGUGUGGCCCAAGUGAGUCCGGCGGAUUUGAAAACAUUGUUUGCUAUAAUCACAUACCAUGGCGGAAAAGUGAAGCUCAAUUUGGACCCCCAGUGUACACAUUUGAUCUGUGGUGUGGCGUCCGGCAGAAAAUACAGUGCAGCACUCAGUUUACCUAACAACCGGAUUAAGAUUGUGACACCGGACUGGGUGCUAGAGAGCUUGAGGGCCAGAAUACAGGCGGUCACUGAUAUCUUCCACCCCAAGUUACUGAUAGUGCCACAGCCUCCGCCCAAGUUGAUGGAUCGCAUAAGUGCCAUUACAGGUUUUGACUUUGAAGAGGGUAUAGCAAAGAAUGAAGUGCCCACCCAAAACAUGACUGAAAUUAAAGAUGAGAGUACUCAAGCACUGCUGGAUAAACUUGAUAAACUUAAGCAGAGGAUGCCCUGGAACCACCCACCAUCUUCAGUCAACACUUCCACUGUUCCAACAUCCGCGGUGACCUCUAUGGGUUAUUCAAAUACUAUGCAACCAGGGAACAUCAUGAGCAAGUCUAUCCCACAGGGUAUUGUGACACAAAAUCUGCAGAUCCAAGGUAGUCAAACUAAUACACAACUCAUGCAGAAAUUCAUAGCGUCACAAGCUAAUAUGAAUGUGGGCCAAAUAGGCCUGCAGCAGCAAGUGUAUGGACAGCAACAACAACAACAACAGCAGCAGCAGCAACAAUCACAGCCCCAGCAGCAGCAACAGCAGCCACAUGGUCUCACCGCCAUACAGAUACAACAGCAAAAGUUGCUGCAACAGCGCCAACUAGCAGCGCAAAUGCAAAUGCUGCAACAGAAGACUAACCAACAAAAUCAGCAAGGAUUUUCUCAGUCCAAUGUCUUAGUGUCACAGAUGAACCAGAUCCCGGGCCAGAUGCAGCAGCACAUCCAAAGCAGCCAGCAUCAUAUACAACAGAACCAGAACAUAUCACAAUCCAACAGUAACAUGACCUCAGCUCAGCAACAGAUUGAAAAUAUCAGUCAGAUGUUGAGUCAGAGUGCCAAUAACCUUCAGCAGCAACAAUUAAAUCAGCAAAACAUGGCUAUGAAACAAAGCUUGAGCUUGAGCCAGCAAACCGCUUCACAAGCCGUGCAAAAUAUAGCUCAGCAGUUGGCUCAAUCCACUCAGAAUCUGCAACAGAAGCUCAGCCAGAACAUGAAUCAAAGUCAAGUCAUUAACCAGCAACUCAUGGGUGCAGGGCAGCAAAUGUCUUCACAAAAUCAGAAUCUGAUUCAACAACAAACUGUCCAGUCAUUAACAAACCAGCAGCAGAACUUGAAUAUGGGAGUAGUCAACCAGCAGGGAAUGGUUUCAUCCUCUCAAGGCCAAGGCAGCCAAGUUCAGCUGAACCAACUUGUCGGGAACAGUGGCCAACAAACAGUAUUAGGACAGCAAAUACAGUCUGUACAGCAAAGUAUUCAAAGUCAGCAGGGUGGCAAUGUACAAGGUGCUUGGAGACAACAGAACAUACAAAUGGUGCAAAAUGUUCAAGGCCAACAUCAGAUAAUCAGGAGUCCACUAGUGCAACGGAAUCCACAAAACCCAGUCAUUUUACAGCAACAGAUUAUGCAGACGCAACAGCAGGCUCUGAUAAACAACCAACAACAGGCUCAGUCUAGCCCUCAGCAUACAAUACAGCAAAGUAACCAGCAGCUUUUGCAACAAACUAUUGGGUCACAAGGUCAGAGUAUUGGCCAAACGCAUCAUCAAAUAUUAGUUCAAAAGCAGCAGUUAUUGAAUGGUUCAAACCAGCAGCAAAUAGUGCAGGCCCCACAGCAGGUGUUGAUAAAUCAGCAUACUGGACAACAGCAGAUAUUGGUCCACGGAAACCAGCAGGUGACCUUGCAGAGCGGGCAACAGAUAGUGUCACAAAGUCAGAUAGUCCACCAGGGCGGUCAGAUAGUGAAUCAAGGUGGACAGCAGAUCAUCACGCAAGGCACGCAGCAGGUGCUGUCACAGGGCGGCCAACAUGUUAUAACUCAGCAAGGACAGCAGCAUCAAGUAGUGAUUGCUCAGUCGUCACAGCAGAUUGUGACUCAAUCUGGACAGCAGAUUAUUGGUCAGACUGUAGGCCAGAACCAACAAGUAUUAUCACAAGUGCCGCAGUCACCGCAGGGCAGUACACAGCUGACUAGUGGCGGUGGCAUCCAGCAGAUCAUAACGCACAGUGGCGGGCAACAGAUUGUGUCACCGGGCGGUCAGCAGAUAGUUCAGGGCGGGCAGAAUGUGACGUGGCAGCAGCAGCAACAGUAUUUGCAACAGCGACAGCAGCUAGGGCAGCCUGCUACAGUUGUUGGACCAAGGGUAUCAUGGACAGCAGGCGGCGGCGGUCGCCAGCUCAUCCACCUGGACGCGCAGACGCACGCGCAACUCCAACAGAUGGACCCCACGCAGCGCGCCAUGUUCGUGGCGCAGCUGCAGAAGCGCCGCCAGCAGCUGUCCAUGCAGCGCGCAGCACUACAGCACCAGCAGCCGGGCGGCGUAGUAACAGGCUCGCCUACGGCGGGUGGCGCUCCGCAGAGCAUCACUUUCAUCCGAGGUCAGCUACCGCCCGGACAACAGCAGGUGCAAUGGCUGCAACAGCAGGGCGCCCGCGCGACCGCCAUGCCGGCCGCGUCGCCCGCGCAACCGCCACAGUCCCCUGUGGGCGCCGGUGGCGUGGCGAGUCCUGCAGGCGGAGGUGUAGAGCUCCAACAGCUGCAGAUACAGAGGGCGCAGUACCAGCGGCUGCAGCAGCUGCAGGCGCAGAGGGAGCACCACCACCACCUGCCGCACAAGCAGGUUGGCGGCGUUUCGCCGCACGUGGCGGGUCUGGGCGAGCACGCCGACGCCGCUCUGCUGAGCCCGGCCACCACCGACCCGCAGGGGGCAAACAGCGCGUUGCUAGUGAACCCGAAGACCAAGACCGCGCUCGCCAACAUGCUGUCGAUCCGGUUACAGGGCGCCGCGCCGCCGCCCGAGCACGAGCCUUCCGCCGCCGGCACGCUAAGAUUGAUGACGGCGGCGCACGCGGCGGGCGGGCCGGCGCGGGCGCCUGCGCGUCUUCUGCUCGGGCCCGCGCACCAUCCUAUACAGCAGGGCGGCGGAGCAGUGGGGGGUGUGGGCGGGGCGGGGGCGGGCGCGGGCGCGGGCGCGGGCAAGGUGUACGGCGCCGCGCCGCGCGCCGCGCCGCCGCGCGCGCAGUUCUACGGCCACAACCCCAACCUCAAGCUGCCGCCCGACCUCUUCCUGCUCGGCUGCGUCUUCCACAUAGUGGAGUAUCAGCAGUCGUGGGGUGCGGAGCGCGUGGCGCGCUGGGCGGAGUGCAUCCAGCGGCGCGGCGGCGAGGUGGAGGCCGGCUACUGCGCGCGCGUCACGCACGUGCUCUGCGAGACGCAGCGGCACGGCGUCGUCAUGCAGGCGCUCCGAGACGCAAAGCGCUGCGUAACCGCCUACUGGCUGUCUGACGCCAUGCUGCGCCGCGGCGUCGCGCCGCCGUGGCAAGCCUUACAUCUACCCGCCAUGUACGCGGCCAGAGACAGGCCGGCCAAGCACCACAGGGCUGCGCUGUCCGGCUGGAGGGCUGAGGAGCGAGACAGGGUGGCGUGUGCCGUCGAGCAUAUAGGGGCCAAGUUGACUCCGUACAUGACGCGGGAUAACACAGUACUGAUCUGCAAGCGCGCGGAGGGCACCAAGUACCGCAGGGCACGCGAGUGGGGCAUCCCCUGUGUCACCCCCGCCUGGCUCACCGACCUGCUGCUCGGGAACAUGAGCGCACUGGCACAGAUCGAGAACACGAAAUAUCAACAAUUCAACCUAGCCAGUCCUUUCCGAAUGGACUACAGUUUAGUUUCGCAUUUAAUGAACGCGUGGAAGAUGCCUAUCAACAUAACCCCCGAGUCGCACGAGCGCGCCAAGCGCGCGGCCUUGUCCCUCCCGCGCCGCGCCAAGCGCCCCCGCCUCGCCUCCCCCCCUCCCCCGCGCCCGCCCGCCGUGCCGCCGCCCCUCCACCUCGCGCCGAGGGUGCUGUUCUCCGCGAUACCCACCGCCGACCAGAACAAGUACGCCGCCAUCGUCAGGUUACUCGGAGGUCUCGUGGUGUCGACGGCCGCGGAAGCCACGCACCUGGUGAUGGACAAGCUGGUGCGCACCAGCAAGCUGGUCAGCUGCCUCGUCACCGUCAAGCACCUGCUGAGCACCGAGUGGGUGCUCGAGAGCCAGCGUCAGAACAAGUUCGCCGACGAGGCACAGCACGGCCUCCGAGACGACGCCUUCAACAAAAUGUUCAAAUGCGACAUCUCAGAGGUGCUACUCUGCGGCGAACAGAGGAGAAAACUCUUCGAAGGCGUUACAUUCUUCAUGACACCUUGCGUGAAACCAUCUCGAUCAUCGCUCACGGAAAUAAUAGAGUUAUGCGGCGGAAAAGUCGAGAAGAAUCGACGCUCCUACGUCUCCAUACAAGAGAUGCAUAGCAUACGACCUUUCAGCUACUUAGUGCUCACGGUGCCUAAUGAUUUACACCUGGUGUAUUACCUGCUGCAGUCGGAGAAGACUCUCAAUGUUGUCUGCAGUACGGAGGUGGUGCUGUCUGCUAUAAUGAGGCAGAAAUUGGAUAUAGAAGAAUUCCUUGUCAAAAUAGACUAAUUUAUAUUUAUCUUACAUUCUUAUUAGUCAUUAUCUUCCAACUUACCCAAUAAAUGGGUUGGGUAAUGAAAGACUUAAAUUUUUGUUGACAACAAUGGAUUACAAAAACAUAGAUUUCGUGUAUGUUACCAUACAUUAUGCUCGUAUGUAUUCGCAACUUUUGUAAAUGAUUUAAGUUUCUUGACUUUUGAAAGAUGUUUAGUUUAUUUUUUGAAUCUCUAAUUGGUUUUGAGAGUCCCUUACAAGUUUUCCUGUUUAUCCUGUUCCAUGAGAUGCGAAUAUUUUAUUACUGUUAAUGUGAUGCCUUAGUAGUAAGAAGCGGUUUAUACACAACAAAUCUGUUGGUCUGGACCAUUUUGUACAUAGUGAAGAAGAUUGAUUAUAUAAAGAUUUUUCUAAA
Messenger RNA from Cydia splendana, 5482 nucleotides. RefSeq names its product PAX-interacting protein 1 (gene Ptip). The record is from RefSeq and is a predicted model, not a curated record. The transcript is spliced from 16 exons. The coding region runs from base 103 to 5082 and encodes 1659 amino acids. Lineage: Eukaryota; Metazoa; Arthropoda; Insecta; Lepidoptera; Tortricidae.